AUACCAAACUGAGGUUUAAAGGAUGAUGUCAGUGAAGGUCAAUUGAAGAAGUCACAAAAAUCUCAGUUCCCAGCUUCGGCUCAACCGAAUUCUUCACUAACAAAGAAUUUCUUUUCAAAUCUUGUGUUAUCAAUUUUGUUAACACAUUUGAAUCUUCAAUGGAGUUGGCUUCUGCUUCUCUCAACUCUUUCAAUGCCUUAUCCGUUCGACCGCCGCCUCACACUUCCAGAAACUCCUCUCAUUUGCUAUCUCUUUUCAGACCUUCAAUUCGAAGAAAUUUACGGUAUUUAUCUUCGAAAUUUACAGAUGAUACAGUUAGGAUACAAUGUUCCUCUAUUGGGGCUAUUGUUGGUAAUGCAACUGCAAUAACAAAUGAUUUUGCUGAAGAUCAUACAACAAAUGGUGUACACCUCCAUUCCAACUAUGACAAUGAACCUUCAACAUCAAAUGAGGAAGAUCAAGAGGAUAAGGAUGUCACAGAUGGUAGAUUCAGUGACGGUAAAAUGAUCCGCAUUUGUGAUAAGCUAAUCAACAUCUUUUUGAUUGACAAGCCCACCCCAUCUGAUUGGAGAAGGCUGCUGACUUUUAUCAAGGAGUGGAGCAAUAUCCGACCCCACUUUUACAAGCGGUGUCAAGACCAAGUGGAUAAUGAAAGUGAUCCGGGGAUGAAGCACAAGCUACUCCGCCUUGCAAGAAAGCUGAAAGAGAUUGAUGAUGAUGUUCAAAGGCAUAAUGAGCUUCUUGAGGUGGUCAAGAAGUCGCCGUCCGAGGUUGGUGAAAUUGUCGCUAGGCGUCGCAAAGACUUCACAAAAGAAUUUUUUGUUCAUCUGCAGACUGUGGCAGAAUCUUACUAUGAUAAUCCAACAGAACAAAAUGAUGUGGCAAAGAUUGGUAAUAUGUGCUUAGCUGCUGUACAAGCUUAUGAUACUGCUACCGAAAGUAUAGAAGCGAUCAAUGCUGCAGACUUGAAAUUUCAAGAUAUAAUUAAUUCUCCCUCUUUAGAUGCUGCUUGCCGGAAGAUAGAUAAUUUGGCUGAGAAAAAUGAACUUGAUUCAGCAUUGGUUCUCAUGAUUACAAAAGCUUGGUCAGCUGCUAGAGAGUCGAACAUGAUGAAAGACGAGGUGAAAGACGUAUUGUAUCAUUUAUAUAAGACAGCAAGAGGUAAUCUUCAGAGGCUUAUGCCAAAAGAAAUCAGGAUACUCAAAUACCUGCUUACAAUCAAAGACCCUGAGGAGCGAAUUAGUGCUUUAAAGGAUGCUUUUACCCCGGGGGAGGAACUUGCAGGAAAGGAUAUAGACUGUCUAUACACGACACCAGACCAGCUACACACCUGGAUUACGACUGUGGUUGAUGCAUAUCAAUUCAGCAGAGAGGGCACUCUUAUAAGAGAAGCAAGAGAUUUGAUGAAUCCAAAUAUUAUCCAGAAACUGGAAGAAUUGAGAAAAUUGAUCCAAGAUAAUUUCAUGUAAGCACUUUUUACUGUCUAGAAUCUUUCUUCGAUCAUCUGUUUCAGCAUCUCGUCUUCUGAGCCCCUCGAAGUGAGCUAAAGCAAUAAUUAUGGUGAUGAUAAAGUAGAUACUUGGCCUUCUUUUGUGACUUUGAAGCUCAGCCCUGAAAUUUUUGCAACAUAACAGCCUGAUCUUGCAAAAUGACUAAUUGAUAUGUGGUUAUGCUGCAAGACAGUUUAGCUGUUCUUGGUUGUGUGCAAAACUUUAAUGCAUGAUGGAAUAGGCAUUGGGCAACAUAUUUGGUAAAUAUGACACUUGUAGUUCACUUAGUCUGGGAUGAUGAUUCUUAUGUGAGUUUAUGUCUUGAAAAGUGAAAAACACACUGCUGAAAAUUUCAUGUUUGCUUUUGUUAGA
Molecule: messenger RNA, 1862 nt
Organism: Olea europaea var. sylvestris
Lineage: Eukaryota; Viridiplantae; Streptophyta; Magnoliopsida; Lamiales; Oleaceae
Exons: 6
Coding region: 159-1469 (436 amino acids)
Cellular component (GO): chloroplast thylakoid membrane; chloroplast envelope
Source: RefSeq, a predicted model, not a curated record